This is a messenger RNA of Pieris macdunnoughi, 2376 nucleotides long. NCBI's taxonomy places the organism in Eukaryota, Metazoa, Arthropoda, Insecta, Lepidoptera, Pieridae. The record is from the annotation of a GenBank genome assembly.
AUGUCUCGAGAUAAAAGCGUUUGGUUUGCCGAAGAAAUUUUAUUGGAUGCUAAACUUAUCAAUUUUCAAUUGGAAACCGGAGAAUGGGAUGCUGUCGAGGAAAUGUUACGCGCUGAAGCUCAACUCUCAAGAGAUGCUGAAACUGGACGAUUAAGACCGAAAAAAGCAUCAGAAUAUACAUUACGUCUUAUUGCUGAAGUCCUACAUAUUAUGAGACUAGAUGUUGAACAAGCGUCAUACAAUCGUAGCACAUUAGCUGUUGCAGAACAAUGCCUAAGACUGGUGCGUUCAUGUGCAGCAGCUGGAACUAAAAUGCAAACAUACAUUUCAAAAGAACUUUCCAUUCUUGAUUCAAUGUUGAUUUUGGCAACAGAGUAUCAACAUCCAAAUAUUGAAUACCUUAAUGAAGAAUUACAAAAGAAAUAUGAGUCAUGUAUGGCAGUCCUCAUACAAACCCUGGGAAAUUUAGUUGUGAAUAAUCCUUUUAAUCAGAUAAUAAUAUGGAAUAAGUUUGAACCAACUAUACUCAAUUGCUUAGUUGGACAAAAUGACAAGAUUGCUUCAGCUGCUGCUAUGAUUGUGUACAACAUCUUACUAGGCCAGCCAAAUGUCUUGCCAGAUGACGUCACAUUAUUGAAUUCUUUGGCAUAUAUGUAUAAUAAUGAUAAUGCUGAAUAUCCUCAUUUAAUUAUAGAGUAUUUAAUUGGCGUAGAAAAUACAUAUAUAGAAAAACUUUAUUCAAAGUUAGAGCCAGAAAGCCGAAUGUUAGUUUUGAAUCUAGCCUAUAAUAUUCUAAUGUCUACAGAAUCACAAGACAUUAAUGUGUCUGUUAAUUUUGUUAAAUUUAUGGCACAUGAAUUUAAGAGUAAAUCAGAUUGUAUCUUGAAAACAAUAGACAAAUAUGUAAAUACAAUAGAACCACAAGAAGUAGUAUUUCUCCUUGAGAUUAUUGCUACAGCAUCUAGUAUGGAUACCUAUAUGGACUGCUUACAAAGUGACACAUCUUUAUUUAUCAACUGUGCAUUUUUGUUCAGAGCUAUACACAAAUUGGGUAAAGAGAGCAACAACUUCUUUUCAUCCAUUAACAAAUUGUAUGCUGCAACAGGAAAGCAAUUGGUAUGUGAUGAUAACAUGCCUGCAUGUACCACACCAGGUGAAAAUCCUCUUUGCAAAAACGACUCGGCUGAUAAUAUGCUCUCUUGUAAUGAAACUACAUCUGAGUGCACAGAAUCAGAAAGUAGUGAACAGUUCUUUGAAUGUACUGAUAAUUUAGUUUAUAAUGAUAAAUUAGAUAUUUUAGCUCCACCUGAUUUUACUCCAAAGUUUGAAUUGGAAAAAUCAUCUCGACCCUUAGAUGUUAAAAUAGAUCAUGAUUUAACAAAAGUUGCAUUCAAGCGAAGCAGUUCGGUUCCAAAGGGCGCGACUGAUGAAAGAAUUCAACUUCCAACCCGCCGAAUCAGUUUGGAACAUAAAAUUGAUAUUUGUGAUGAUAAUGAGCCACCUUUGAUCAUUGAUGCACAGUCUCCAACAGCAAGUAUGAACACAAUUGCGGAAGUCAUUCCGGUUGCAUUACAACCAAAGCUGGAAUUUGAUAACAGUAGAACUGAUUCUCAAGAUAGCUCACCAAAUGAUCCUCCUACAGAAAUACAUCUUAACAAGGAAGAACUUAAAGAUACAAGCAUCAAAGCGUCACCAAGUGAAAUAUCUCCACCCUUAUCUGAAAAUAUACAUGAUACAGAGUCUCAAAAGCAAUCACCUGAUACUCCAAAAGAAGUGAAGAAAAGUCAGAACUUAUCAACAGAUUUUGAUUUAAGUGAACAGUUACAGAAGAUUCUAGGAAUAUCGUCUGAAAAGACCCGGGGAGAUGCAACAAUGGAGAAAAAAAGUGAUCCAAUAAAAGAAGUCAAGAUAUCUGAUGAGAUUACUUCAAAUAAGGUGCCAUUUGUGAAAAUUGAUUCACCAGAAUCACUAAAGACAAGAUUGGGGGCAAUAGAUAUGUCAACACCAAAGAAAGCAAUAACAAGUGUAGAUACAGUAGAGAGACAUGUUGCUUUUGGAUUCAAAGCAACUUUAGUUAGAACGCUUGCAAAUCUCUGCUGGAAAAACCAGGAGAACAAGAGACAGAUGCGAGAAUUAGAAGUAAUACCAGUACUUUUGGAUUGCUGCAACAUUGAUGCUCGAAAUCCCCUGAUAAUGCAAUGGGUUAUAUUUGCAGUAAGAAACUUAUGUGAGAAUUGUCCUGAAAACCAGGAGGUAAUAUCAAAAAUUACCCUGCAAGGUCCUGUCGACAACGAAGUAUUGCAAGAGAUGGGCCUAACACUACACGUCGACUCUCAAGGAAAUACUAUAAAAGUCGGGCCAUUGCAGAGAAACUAA